UGGUGUGACGCAUGCGCAGUGUAACCGGAGCGGCGACCAGAUCUUACUGCGCAUGCGUUAUACCUCGAUGAUAUGACGCGUGAUGUCUCCUCUUCUCACAUUCCUUGUAUUGUUGCAUGAGGAAAUACAGAGUUAAUAAAUGAAACCGACUCUCUCUCACACACACACUGCUCAGCUGGACUACAUUAUAAAACUGACUAAAAAGAGCCUUUACAGUAACAUGUCAGCCGCUCUUUGUGCCUUUAUCCUGACGUUUUCAACACUAUGCGGAUCCAGAGUGGUAUCAGGAGUCCUCAGCACACCCACAAAUGUCCGAUUGACCUCCUAUAACAUGAAUAUGGUGCUGAGGUGGGAUUCUCCUGAGCAGCCAGCCAGCGACCUGGUCUACACAACACAAUACAAACCCUCAUUCGCAGGCGCAGAAUACAGAGUGGGCUGUGUGAACAUCUCCACCCUUGAAUGUGACUUCACCCGCCUCAACAUCUCCAUAUUUCAUUUUGGAAAGUAUACGGGCAGAGUGCGGGCGCAGUCGGGGACAGAGAGCUCCGCCUGGAUGGAAAGUGGCCAGAUAAACUUGGACAGAGAUACCAUCAUCAGUUCACCCAAUGUCUCUCUCCACUCCAAUGGGGCUACUAUCGAAGUCAGCAUUAAAGAUCCAGUGUUCGCCAUCUCUGCACUCAGGAAUGUUUUCAACUCGGCCACCUACACCAUCACCCACUGGAAGGACGGCAAGAAGGAAAAGGCCGCAACCCUCAGCAACGUACAGCAAAACCGGGUGGUUCUUCAUAAACUGGACCCCUGGACCAAGUACUGCGUCCAAGUCCAAAUCAUCACAGAGCGAAAAAACCCCAGCAAUCCCAGCGCAGUUGUCUGUGAGAGCACUACCAUCGAAGAAGAGGCUCCGUGGGUGUCAGCCGUGGGGACAUUUGUCGUCAUGGCAAUGGCAGUGACUCUGGUGGUGGUUGCAGUGGUGUAUCGGAAACAUAUAUCCCACUUUCUCUGUCCAAAAGAUUUACUGCCUCAGCAAUUUAAAGAGAACCUGCUGUCACCCCCCAACUCGUCCAUGUACCUAGCCAUGCGCAACUCCCAUCCACCUGAGGAGAUCUACGACCAGGUCAGCAUCAUCGCAGACAGAAGGACUAGUGAAAGGACGCCCUCUGGAGGCAGCGGGGAGUAGCUGCAGCAAACAGCCUGACACCUACACAAAGAGAUAGAAGGAAGAGGGAAAGGCUGAAAAGCAGAGAAGCAAUGAAGAAGAGCCCUUCUGCAGGCUGCAGUCUUCUGGGACUGUUAGAGAUUAUCAGCGGGGACGACUUUAAAGACACUGAGAAACAGUGAAGCAAUGGAUUCUUGGUUGACUUCAGAGAUUUAAUGCAACAAAUUCUGCAGCAGGCCCAUUGUUUGCCCCGAGUUUGUGUGCUGUACAGUCGUAAUGUUGCUCGCAGUAUUACCACUGUACAUAACAGAUGGAAUGUGGCACGGCCCAUUGGAGCGGCCUUCACUUCGCGCCCUUUAUGCUGCCAUGGUGCUAUAAGAUCCACCACUUAAGGUGAAUGAUUCUGUAUUAUCAAAGUAUGGACUUAAAAAAAACCUGCAUAAUCUGCCAUUCAAUGGGCAUCACAUUUUGUGAGGCAUACAUAGUUUUAAUUUCCUCAUUGUGGCAAUAUGAAGGUUUUUUUCCUAAUGAAAAUGAAGUCAGUGGUGAUAGUUAAGAGAAGCUAGAGCUGAAGGUGUGUUUGUCAUACAGUGUGUUCCAAUCCACAUACUUCCUGAUGUACACUUCAAUGUACUCUCUACUUACUUGAGUAGUGCAUGAAUUUCAGUAGGGUAGGGUUGUCUCAAAUCGAAUACUCUGCGGCGCACUUACCAGAAAUGACGAUCGCAACAUUUUACCGCGGCUCGCUACCCGCCAAAAUAU
Sebastes umbrosus (honeycomb rockfish) is the source of this 1918-nucleotide messenger RNA. Its product is annotated as interleukin-10 receptor subunit beta-like. The transcript has 7 exons. Lineage: Eukaryota; Metazoa; Chordata; Actinopteri; Perciformes; Sebastidae. The coding region runs from base 140 to 1177 and encodes 345 amino acids. Gene Ontology annotation, molecular function: protein binding. The record is from RefSeq and is a predicted model, not a curated record.